AUGCCGGGUGUCCCAUCAGGUCGGGCCUGUGAAGGGUGUCGCAAGCAGAAGAAAAAGUGCGACGAGAAAAAACCUGCGUGUGGACGAUGUCUUCGUCUCAAAGUGAGCUGUGUGGGGUCCGGUCAGCAACGAUUCAAGUUCAAACAGGAACACUUCUCCCCCAAGUCAAAUCAAAACGGCCAAAUGACUCUCGCCUCGAGAUCAAUAUCCACAGAAGAAAAAUAUCCUUUUGAAAUUCCCCGGCCAUGUCCUAGCAAUAGAAUGACAUCAUUGACCAGUUCGUUUGUCGGCGCCAUAAAACGAUCCACCGACCUCAGGUACAACAUGUGGUGGUCUUUCGGCAUGUUCCUGGAAGACGUACCCCGACGACUCGGCAGUAGCGAAGCACUCGACCGUGCAGUUGAUGCCGUGACCACUGCCCACGCAGGCUUCUGCACCCGCCAACCAGUUUCGGUUGAAACACUAGCCAAGUAUUCCUAUGCGCUCAGAACCCUAAGGAUCUAUCUAGAUGACCCGCUCCAGGCGAGUGCUUCCAGUACACUGUGUGCUGUGAUGAUACUUUUGGUUUGCCAAACAUUCAUCGGAAGUAACGGGAACAUAGUAUCAGGACAUGCACAAGGGGCCGCCAACAUUCUACAAGCGCGAAAGAACUUUGGGCCACGCGAUGACUUUGAGCGUAAAUUGUUCCUCUCUUUACGGGGAAGUGUGUUAUUCGAAGGGCUAUACAAUGAUGAUAUCGACCUGAGCCCCGAGGAGUGGGAUGCCUUAGUCACGAAUGACUUUGAUCAAAACCAACCCGAAGGCCGGAUUUUGCGAUGUCUAGCACAGGCCCCGGUCCUAAUCAAACGCGGCAAACGAGCUAUUCGCGCCGGCGAAGAUAUAACACCCUUGACAAACGAAGUCCGACCAAUAUACGAAAAAUGCAAAUUGAUCCUGGCAGAAUUGAAAGCACGAAUAGUCGAAGACGAAGCUUCCGAGCUCAGUAUCAUGAAAGAAACUUUCAUUGCCCAGAUCUUGCGAGCACAUUAUCUCCGCACCUAUGGAAUUGGUGUCGCAAUCACAACGUUUUUCAAUUGCAUGCUUCAGGCACUGGAUCCCAGUGACUAUAUUUGCGUGAUAGAAUCGAGAGCCCUUGUUAAAGAGAUUCUCGUACAUGCUCAGAAGUCCAAUAUGUACCGACCUGUUGGAGCAGGAUAUGUAAUAAUGUGUUUAUCAGCAGCAUGGGUCGUUACUACUGACCCCCAACUGCAGUCAAUGGUGGAAGCCGCCUUGAUUGACUAUUAUGGUGACCUUGUGCCCCAUUAUCGUUUGAAUAUACCACGAGAGCUGGAACAGGUGAAUGAGAAC
This is a messenger RNA of Penicillium concentricum, 1347 nucleotides long. Its product is annotated as transcriptional regulator family TF. The annotation marks the transcript as partial. Lineage: Eukaryota; Fungi; Ascomycota; Eurotiomycetes; Eurotiales; Aspergillaceae. The record is from RefSeq and is a predicted model, not a curated record. Gene Ontology annotation, molecular function: DNA-binding transcription factor activity, RNA polymerase II-specific; zinc ion binding. Gene Ontology annotation, biological process: regulation of DNA-templated transcription. The transcript is spliced from 3 exons.